UGCAACUUCAGCCGGGCAUCCGCACCUUCCAGAAACGUACGUGUCAACCCUCCUGGCCGGGCCUGCGUCCCCGGCCACCCUCACCCCCACGUACCCACGCCCCCUGACAGGCCAGACCGGCCCGGCCCUUGCCCCACCCGUCAGCGUGCCACCACCGUCGCCGUACCCCACCUCCCUCCCGUGCACGCAAGGCACCCGGGGGCGCCGAAAGCGACGGGGGGCGCGACCGCGUGAGCUUUAAACCCGCCCGGCCUCCUCGCCGCACUCCCCACCGCCGCUCGCCGAGCUCGCCCGCGCCGGAGCCGGACUGAAACCUCGGGGGAGUGACUGCGCGGAUCGGGAGGCUCUAGGGUUUGGGUGUGGGGUUGGAGGCGCGGAGCGGAAGGGGAUAGCGGUUGGUGGCUUGGCGCGGAGGGGAGGGGCUGGGGUUGGGGAUUUGGAUGGUCGCGGCGGCGCGGCGCUGGAGUAGUAGUACUGGUGCCGCUCCUCCUCCUCCUCCUACCACCCAUGGGAAGGUCGUUCAGGGACUCGCUCAAGCUGCUCGAGGCCGACAUCCAGCACGCCAACUCCAUUGCUUCUGAAUUCCAAAGGGAAUAUGAUGGUGCCUGUCUUCAGAUGAGGAUGUCAUACUGUCCGGCUGCACACCUUUUCCUUUUUCUUGUCCAGUGGACUGACUGCAACCUUGCUGGUGCUCUUGGGCUGUUGAGAAUUCUCAUUUACAAGGUUUAUGCUGAUGGAACGACCACCAUGUCCACUCAUGAAAGGAAAGCGAGCAUUAGGGAAUUCUAUGCUGUAAUUUACCCUUCUUUGGCGCAAUUACAUGAAGGAAUUAAUGAGGUGGAGGACAGGAAACAAAAAGCAAUUUGUAUAGAGAGGUAUAGAAGACGAGAGGAGGAUCACAAAAGGGUGAUCUCAGAGAUUGAUGAUAAUAUAGAGGAAGAGUGUGGCAUAUGUAUGGAAAUAAACAACAAAGUUGUCCUUCCAACUUGUAGCCAUGCUAUGUGCAUUAAAUGCUACCGUGACUGGAGAUCAAGAUCCCAGUCCUGUCCAUUCUGCCGCGACAGUCUCAAGAGGGUCAACUCUGCCGACCUCUGGAUAUACACAGAUAACAGAGACAUAGUCGACAUGGCGACAGUCAGAAGAGAGAACCUGAGGCGUCUCUUCAUGUACAUAGAUAAGUUGCCCACGGUGAUCCCCGAAUCUGUUUUCGAGGUAUACGAUUCCCACGUAAAGUGACCCUGUGCUUGGCUCGGCGUCGCCCCAAUUGUUCAUCAGUUGGGUACUGCUAGUGCUGUAGACAUUACCAAUUGUUUGUCAGUGGGGUGCUGCUAGUGCUGUAGACAUUGCCGGUUGUUCAUCAGUGGGGUGCUGCUAGUGCUGUAGACAUUUCUGGAGCCCCGGGCGCCGGCUGCCGCGAGCUUAUGAACGCUCCGAGCAGCUCGCCGGGGAGGCUCUGUAUGUAUGUGAGGUACUCCUAUAUAUGUAAAUUAUUGUCGGUUGUAUCCACACGGCCUGUGUGAUGAUGUGUUAGGAGUCUGACGCCUUGGGCAUGUAAGUAAUGGAUCAUUUUUUUUGCGGGCAUGUAAGUAAUGAAUCAUUGACUCUUAAGCAUUUCGUCUGUGCC
This is a messenger RNA of Triticum aestivum (bread wheat), 1624 nucleotides long. RefSeq names its product E3 ubiquitin-protein ligase AIRP2. The transcript has 5 exons. Gene Ontology annotation, biological process: protein ubiquitination. NCBI's taxonomy places the organism in Eukaryota, Viridiplantae, Streptophyta, Magnoliopsida, Poales, Poaceae. The record is from RefSeq and is a predicted model, not a curated record. Gene Ontology annotation, molecular function: ubiquitin protein ligase activity. The coding region runs from base 508 to 1236 and encodes 242 amino acids.